AUGACGACCAAGAUCGUGGAGUUGUCGACCGUCAUCGCCGAGAAGACGAAAGUCGUCGAUGAGUACUUCAAGAAAAAUGGCCUUGCAACACCUUCCUUCGAUCUGGAUGGCCCGACUAGGAUCGCGAUACCCCCACAAGAGAAGGAGGCGUCAGAUGCCCUCACAGCCGUCCUCAGUGCAACCAGAGAUUUGAAUCAGCUCCUGACCGGUCCAACUGGUGUGCUGAUGGGCACAAGCCCCAACGACUGUCUCAGUCUGCAAGCAGUGUACCGCUUCAAGAUCGCUCAGGCGCUGCCAGUUGGCGAGGAGUGGUCAUUCGAGGACCUCUCCAAGAAGGUCGGUCUGAAUGUGAUCGACCUUCGACGACUCGUCCGCCAUGCCAUGUGCAAUCACAUCUUCCGCGAGCCAAGGACCGACUAUGUCGCUCACACUGCCACCUCGAAGUUGCUCGCAGAGAGCGAGCUGAUGCAGAACUUUGUGGGAAUCACGAUGGAGGAGAAGUUCCGAGCUUCUGGCCGAGUAGUCGAUGCGUUGCAGAAGUACGAUGGAGCUCACUCUCCAGAGCAAUCGGGCUUCAGUCUUGCAUUCGACACUCCAAGAGGAUUUUACGACGAGAUGGAAGCUCACCCAGAGCGUGGUCGACGAUUCGCAAGCGCCAUGAAUACCUUCGCUUCCCUCAUUCCACUCGAGCCGCUGUUCAAUGCCUUCGACUGGGCCUCGUUUGGCAAAGCUACCGUGGUCGACGUAGGAGGUGCCUGGGGACCGGUCUCGAUAGGACUUGCCCAGCGCUUUCCGGAUCUCAACUUCAUCGUCCAAGACUUGGCUGGUGUCGUCGAUGAGGGACCCUCCAGGGUUCCAGCCGAGAUCAAGGAUCGUUUCCAGUUCAUGCCAUACUCCAUUCUCGACGAGCAGCCAGUCAAAGGCGCACCUAUUUACUUCUUCAGAGCGAUCUUCCACAACUGGCCCGACGAGUCGUGUGUGCAGAUCUUGAAGAACCAGAUCCCUGCCCUCAAGAAGGGUGCUCGUAUCGUCAUUGACGAUAGUACCUUGCAUGAGCCCAACACCCUUCCAUCUUCCGUCGAGAAGCGAAGAAGAUCCAUGGACCUCAGCAUGCUGACGUGGUUUGGCUCGCGCGAGCGGACUGUCGACGAUUGGGAGAAGAUCUUCAAAGCAGCCAGCCCAUCAUUCCAACUUCGCCAUGCAAAGCCAGCAGGCAUGAACUACAACCUCGAUGUCGAGUGGACUGGAUAG
Zasmidium cellare ATCC 36951 is the source of this 1251-nucleotide messenger RNA. RefSeq lists its product as uncharacterized. The coding region runs from base 1 to 1251 and encodes 416 amino acids. Lineage: Eukaryota; Fungi; Ascomycota; Dothideomycetes; Mycosphaerellales; Mycosphaerellaceae. Gene Ontology annotation, molecular function: O-methyltransferase activity. The transcript is spliced from 6 exons. The record is from RefSeq and is a predicted model, not a curated record.